Molecule: messenger RNA, 2061 nt
Organism: Triticum dicoccoides
Lineage: Eukaryota; Viridiplantae; Streptophyta; Magnoliopsida; Poales; Poaceae
Product: protein transport protein Sec61 subunit alpha-like
Exons: 6
Coding region: 582-1958 (458 amino acids)
Biological process (GO): protein transport
Cellular component (GO): membrane
Source: RefSeq, a predicted model, not a curated record
CUGGCCUCUUCUGCCGGAUCGCGCCGUCUCCCGCUGUCGCCGUCUUCCACCAUACUGAAGCGGCCGCCGCCAACAGGACGCCUCCACCCCGCCCCGCCCCGUCCCAUCUUCCAGCACCCGGAUCAGUGCAUGCAGACGUACGAGCAGCAGCUGAUCAGGGCAUGCAGACGUAGUGAGCUCGAUCGGGACCUGAUAAAGUGACAAGUGCAUGCAGGCGUACUGAACCUGGAGAAGCAAGCCUCUGCUUGCAAGGUACUGUACGCUGCAGCAGCAUUGGGAUAUACUAAUAUACUAGUAAUAGGCAUCCAGCAAAGUACUACUGUAUGAUUUGUCCCAGAUUAGUUCCAUUUUAGUUUUAGUUAUAAACCAUUUAGUAUAGUACGUGAAAGUCGGCCCUCUAGUUAGUACAGAAGUAUUUUCUUUCUCUGCUGUAGUUUCCAAACGUUGGUGUUGCUGGCGUUUGGUUAAUCCAAUCCAGUCGCAAUGGAUUCUCUGCCAACCUUUUAAACUCCAUUGCUUCACUUCUCUGCAUGCCGCAGGUACUAACAAUUGUAAUCUAGCUGCAUUUCAUCACAAAUUCAAUGGCAGAUCGCAGGCUGGGGCUGCCCAAUCUGGCCCUGCAGCUGGUGGGGAUCUUACCGGAGGUCCAGAGGCCUAGCAGCACGGUCCCUCACCGCCAGAAGCUGGCUUACACGGCCGUCUCCCUCCUCAUCUACCUUGUCGGCAGCCAACUGCAUGUGUAUGGAUAUGGAGUCCGUUCUCCAUCGGCUGCUGAAUCUCAGUACUGGGUUGACAUGCCCGACCUCAACUCCGUUAUGUGUGACGGGAUCAUGCCCCUCGUUCUGUCCGAGAUGUUGCUUCAUUUGUUGCUGCGGUUGAAGGUUCUUAGGGUGAACAAUCAUGAGGACCGGACGCUCCUGAAUCGGGUGCAGAAGUUCCUUGGGGUAGUUUGUGCCGCUUAUUUUUCAAUAUGCAGGGUGCUAAUUUCAACUAUCUUGGGCAAACUGACCAUAGCGCAGUCAAUUCUGAUCGUGCUUCAGCAUUUCUUUGGAUGUGUCAUCAUCAUUUAUGUUGAUGAUCUCCUUAAAAAGGGAUAUGGGUUUCUUUCGAGUAUCCCCUUGUUCAGUGCCACCGACAUCUGUGCAAGUAUUUUCUGGAAAGCUUUUAGCCCCGGAGAAGGAGCUGUGACUUCCUCCAUUAUUAAUGGAAACUACAAAUUGUCUUCGAUGCAUAAAGUGUUGGGCAGUCUAGACCUUCCGGAGAUGGCUAGUAUGCUCACCACGUGCGCCUUCUUUCUAUUCGUCCUCAGCCUGCAAGGCUUCCAUGUCAUGUUGCCAGUGAGAUCCAGUGAGGAGGCUAGUAUGCAAAUGAACUAUGCCAUCAAGCUUUCCUACUUCUCCUUUGCACCCCUACUCUUCCAUGAUGCAUUGGCCAUAUUCCUAUACUUCAUCUCAGAGUUGUUACGCGUGAAAUUUGGUGAAAACAACAAGGUGGUCAAUUUGCUGGGCAAGUGGAAGAAAUCACAAUGUUUUGGGCAAGCAGUUCCAGUCAUUGGCUUAGCCUACGACAUGACCACACCACCAACCUUGGCUGACGUAGGAAGACACCCAUUCCACACACUGGUUUGUGCGCUGUGGCAGCUUCUGGGGUGUGGCCUCGUGUCAUUGUCCUUUUUCAGUGUUUGUUCACAUUCAGAGUUGUACGUUGGCAGGUUGCUUGGGGGGCGACGGAAUGCAACAACUGCCCAGCCGGACUCUGUUCCUCUGCUGCUAUGGAGGUGCUAUGUCGGUAAGGCAGCGUUUCUUGUGGGACUCUGCAUUGGUGCACUUAGGCUUCUGGCAGGCCUUGCCGGCGUGGUCGGCUCCGGCACCGGGAUCAUGCUCGCCGUCACUGUCUUGUACUCCUGCUUCGAAGAGACCAGCCUUGGAGGAAGGCCGGCUGGUGCCUUCGGUUUCUGAAAGUUUCAGUCUGGAGUUGGUUGGAGUUAAUGUUGUUAGUGUUAUAAGUUAUACUAAAACGUUAUUGGCGCUCCUUCUCAUCAUCAUCACAGAUAGACAAGGA